Messenger RNA from Sclerotinia sclerotiorum 1980 UF-70, 3321 nucleotides. RefSeq lists its product as hypothetical. Lineage: Eukaryota; Fungi; Ascomycota; Leotiomycetes; Helotiales; Sclerotiniaceae. The coding region runs from base 1 to 3321 and encodes 1106 amino acids. The transcript has 2 exons. The record is from RefSeq and is a predicted model, not a curated record. Gene Ontology annotation, molecular function: phosphatase binding.
AUGUCUCCUUUGUCACUUCCGUCCGCACGCGACGGUCCAAUCAGUUGGUCAACCACAACGGAUGAACCUUAUUAUACUGAUGAUGACUUGCUCAUUCUGCAUGACAUCGUUGUCCGCGCACAACAUAUCCUACCCACUCUGCUUCCACGCGAUAGACUACCCACCAAUGCCCUCUUUAGAUCAUACUAUGAAAUUCUCCCCCGAGUUGGCAUUGACACCGACCAUGAUAAUCGAUAUGCCAGGAUUUUGUUCAAAAUUGGCGCCCUACGAGAUUUCAAAGGCACACUUUUCGAAAAAUUUGAGGAAGUUUUAUCCCAAAGAGGUAUCACUCUUGAAUUUGAUACCGAUCGACGUGAAUAUCUACGAAGUAGCAAAGCUACUUCUCCAGAUGUCGCAGAUUAUAAGGAAAGCGACACUCUCUAUAAUGAUGAGAAUGAACCACCAUUACCACGACGCAAUUCCGAGACAGGAGUCUUGGAUAUGGAAAAUGCAGCUCAAGCACAAGCUCAAGCGCUUGAGCCAAAACAUAAAAGGAAUAAAUCCUUCUCUCCUCUACCUCUCGGGCCAGCCACACCCGCCAAAAUGAAUGAGCUAAAGAGCUUUAUAUCAGAAGCUACACGCGCAGUGUCGCCGGAGCCUCUCCCGGAACCUACACCGCAACCACCUAGAACCACGCAAAGAGGACGUGAAGAACGUGGCGUGAGUAAUGUUAGAAAUUGGCUAGAAGCCAGUGAGUAUGACCCACCUCGCAGACAUGGCAGAUCAGUUUCGACACAUGGCAGUAUUCGGUCAAUAAAUCGACACCCAGAGAGAGAUGCUCAGAGUGGGCGCGCAUCUGGUCGAAUCCCCCUUGAUAAGGUUACAAACGAACAUCAAGAUACAAGCGACGAGUUGACCACAACCACAGAAGCCGAAGAACAAUAUGACUCUAACGACGUUGUCGAAAGCAAGGUAUCUGUUGGAUGGAUGGAAGAAAGAGCGAAAAUUGUGUCCGAACAUUAUUUUGAAGAAUUUAUCAUUAAAAAACUCUAUGCAUGGCGUGAUCAAGCAAGAGCAAGUCUAGCACGAAAAGCACAUCUGGACGCCAUCGCGUCGAAACACGACAAUCACGCCCUGCAAGAACAGGCAUUUUCCACCUGGCUCGAAAUGGCUCGGGAAAAAAUGGAGGUGAAACGACAGCUUCAAGAAGCUCGGGAAGUCGCUGAAAGGGCUCAGCAAGCUCAUUUGGAAGCCCAGCAGAAGCUUCGGGAGAUAGAGGAGCGAUUUGUGAAACUCGAAAGAAGAGUUGAUAGAGCCAGAGAUCGUCAUCUCAAGCAUAAAGCUUUCACUCACUGGGCUGCGAUCACUCGCGAAAAGGUGGAGAUAACCAAAGUCGCACAGAGACAGAUUCUUAGAUCACGAAUGUUCACUGCUUGGAAGACUCAAACGGAAGAGACUGAGAAGAAAAAUAAGGAAAACGAGGAAAAAGCUCGAAAAUUCCAGUUGAGAAAGUUUUUCGGCAAAUUGAAAGCAAAGAAAGAGGAAAUUGAUGAGAAAUUGAAUAUGGCUUCUCAAGUGGCCAAGGGCAACCUUCUCGGGCGAGUAUUUUCGAAGUUGGCCCAGGAGAAAAAGGUGGUAGAAUUUACCCAACGAAUUGACGAAAAGAAUAAGCAACGGGCUUUAUCAACAUGGGUAGAAAAGACACAAGCUGUGAGCGAAGCCACUCAACUAGCGGAGGAUGAGAGAUUACUCAAUGUGGUUACGAAAACCAUGGAUAGCUGGAAAGAGAAAACGGAAACGCAAGUCGUACUCAACGCCAGAGCCGAGCGUGCAGCCAAGGCCAAACAACUGGGAAGUGCUUUCAAGAAAUGGCGUCUUGAAGCUCAAACAGCACCCGCCGAAAAGAAAGUAGUGGCUAGUCACAAUGCAAGCUUGUUGAAAAUCUCCCUAUCGAUUUGGAAGCUUCGUACCGAGCAAGAGAAACAAGCCACGGCGAUUGAUCAUGACAAGAUAAAACGUGAAGCAUUCACCGAGUGGCGACAUCAGACUAGGCUGAAAAGACUGAGAGCCAUUUCUGAUGACCGCGCUGUCGCGAAAGCAUCUAAAACCUGGAGAUUGGAGACGAAAUGUGCAGUUUUACAAAAAGAGAAGAAGGAAGAGACUAAAUCUGCGUGCUUAGAAGUCUGGUUUGAUAGGUCACAAGAUACACGAAGUAGGCGUUGGGAACGCGAAGAGAUUGCUCGACGACAUGACAACAAAACUGUCGCAGCCUCCGUCCUCAGACGAUGGUAUGUAAAAAUGAAUGAUCGUGCCGAGAUUGAGGCCCGAGCCGCGGACUUUCAAGCUCCACGAAUUCUAGGUCAAUGUUUCGAUUCUAUGCGCACGCAGCUCCAGCGGAUCGUCAAACUAAACAAGGUGGCUCGCGCUGCCAAUAAGUUCUUCGUGAUGAACAGCGCUCUAAAAAAGUGGAGACAGGCAACACAGAAAUCAAAACGAGAAAAGCGUAAAACUGCGUAUAUUCAAGUUCGAAGGAACAGAAAACUUUAUCUAGCAGGAGAUAUGUUUUCGCGUUGGCGACAAAAGGCGCAAGAGAAAAUGGCACUGAACGAACAAGCACUUCAGUUUGCCCAAGGUAAAACAUUUAUCAUAGGAAUGAACUCGUUUGAUCAGUGGAGGGCUCGUACGGAAGAAGUGGCGGAAUUGGAACCUCUUUGGAAAGAAGUGGUGAUGAGGAAAUUCUUCAAUAGGUGGAAGGAUCGUACCGAGUCAUUGCAGGUAUUGAACAUCGAAGCAACGUUGGACUUUCAAGAACGUCAGCAGAGCGAUGCCCUUAGGAAAUGGAGCUUGCGGACGAUGCAAACAAGAGCUAUGGCAAACACUGCAAAAGAAUUGCACGAUAAAAAUACAAGGAAAGGACACAGAAAGAUGUUUAACUACUGGCGACAGCGAACCGCGCAGCAACGUCCCUUCGUGGACAUAAAUUCGCCUCCCGGAACCGAUACAGCGGAGAAUUGGUCAGAUUUCGGAGAAGAAGUUGAUAUGGAUGAAAUCACGAAGAGGCUUUACGAAAAGGAUCCUCCGCGUAGAACGACGGUUCCAAUCAAACCUUCAUUGAACCCAAUCACCCCAAAACCAGGGUACAUGGCUACACCAUCUCGAAGAUCGCAACGAGUUCUUGCUGCAUCGGCGCGAUUUCAUUCAACUACGCCAAGGGCGCCAUUGACCACACCACUUGAGCGAGAAUUAAGAAAGGGAAUUUAUGGGACAUCCAUGCCCUUUUCCAAAAGAGGACGGAGUACAUUAGGAAUGAGUAGAGGAUUUCCAGACAUACCUGAAGGAUAA